GAGGCUCUUUAUUGGCCUCGUCCUCCCCCCCGCCUUUCUCUUCCACACUCCACCCAGAAAUGAUCCAGUGAAACUAGGAGGAGGUGAAUCUCCUCCUCCCUCCUGCUGCUGCUCCUGCUGGUCUGGAAGGGACUGCAGGAAUCUCUGCUCUGCUCUGAGGCAGGGUCUAAGGAGCGGAGACCGUUCUGUGGAGAGGGGGCCGCUGUGGCCCGGGGUGUAGCUCUCCGAGUGCGCGGCGGGGUGCCUGGGGGGCUGCUUGGUUCCUUACCAUGGGGAAGGACCAGGAACUGCUGGAAGCUGCUCGCACUGGGAAUGUGGCUCUGGUGGAGAAACUCCUCUCUGGGAGGAAAGGAGGGAUCCUGGGCAGUGGAUCUGGAGCUAUUCCCUUAUCCAGCUUAUUGAGCAUCUGGCGAGGACCAAAUAUAAACUGCACAGACAGUUCAGGUUAUACUGCUUUACAUCAUGCAGCUUUAAAUGGACACAAGGAUAUAGUUCUCAAAUUACUUCAGUAUGAAGCAUCAACUAAUGUGGCAGAUAAUAAAGGUUAUUUUCCUAUUCACUUGGCUGCUUGGAGAGGAGAUGUAGACAUUGUGAAGAUUCUCAUCCAUCAUGGACCAUCACACUCCAGAGUGAAUGAACAGAACAAUGAAAAUGAAACAGCACUGCACUGUGCAGCUCAGUAUGGUCAUUCGGAGGUAGUUGCCGUUCUGUUAGAAGAGCUAACAGACCCUACAAUAAGAAACAACAAACUAGAAACACCUCUGGAUCUGGCAGCACUUUAUGGGCGCCUGCGUGUUGUAAAAAUGAUCAUCAAAGCGUACCCGAACCUGAUGAACUGUAAUACAAGAAAGCACACUCCUCUGCAUCUCGCUGCACGGAAUGGCCACAAAGCUGUUGUGCAGGUGCUUCUGGAGGCUGGAAUGGAUGUCAGCUGCCAAACAGAAAAAGGGAGUGCACUCCAUGAAGCUGCUCUGUUUGGAAAGGUGGAGGUAGUACGCAUUUUGCUUGAAACAGGAAUUGAUACCAACAUAAAGGACAGUUUGGGUAGAACAGUUUUAGAUAUUCUUAAAGAACAUCCAUCUCAGCAGUCACUUCAAAUUGCAGCUCUACUUCAAGAGUAUAUGGAAACAGGAAAUGCAAGUAUUUCAGAGGAGCGCCCACUGGAAUGCGCAGAACAUCAGUCUUGCAUUUUGUCCCCAGAAGUUCCUCCGUCUCCAAAGGCCAAAAGUGAAGCUGUGACUGGAGAAUUAUCAAAGCUCUUAGAUGAAAUCAAAUUGUGCCAAGAAAAGGAAUACUCUUUUGAAGAUCUCUCUCAUACAAUAUCAGACCAUUUUCUGGACAAUUUUAGUAAAGUAUCAGAGGAAGAACUUAUGACCAGUGGAAGCCAAACCAAGCUUAAUGUAAGGCCUUCUUCAACGUGUUUAACAGCAAGAGAGGAAGAAGAUGAUGAUGCAGGUGAAAAUACUUGUGGGCCUUCAGGUUUAUGGGAGGCGUUGACACCUUGUAAUGGCUGCAGGAACCUCGGGUUUCCCAUGCUUGCACAGGAAUCUUAUUCAAAGAAGAGAGGUUAUGCCCUGGAAGCAAUACCUUCUGUACCUCUGGAUGCAGUUCUUGCAGAAAAUAACAGCAGCCUUUGUGAUUCCAUAGAUAUAGCAGUGACCAAAAAGCCUUGUUCCCUGGAGAUAGCAAGAGUUCCCACUUCAAGACCAGAUAAUGCACCUCAGGUAGCAAUUACUGCACCAGGAUCUGGUAACCGUAGAAACAGCUCUACAGGCCCAACACCUGACUGCUCUCCUCCAUCACCAGACACUGCACUUAAAAACAUAGUGAAAGUUAUACGUCCUCAGCCCAAGCAGCGCACAUCCAUAGUCUCUUCCCUGGAAUUUCACCGAAUGAAUCACAGCCACAAUUAUUUUCAAAUCAACUCAUCCAUUGGCUGCACGAGUUUUGUUUCUACUCCUGCAAUCAGUCCAGCUAAUUAUUCCUUUGGAUCUCUGGAAUGCAAUGUUGAAGAAAGAGAGCUUCCAGAGCGCCUUUGCCAAGGAGAAACAUCCACUGAAAGUGAGCUUCCUAAAGGACACCCUGCUGAACAGUUUGCAGGUUUACUUCAUGGAUCCUCCCCUGCCUAUGACCCGCCUGACAACCCACUCCAGCUGUACAGCAAAGCAAGCCAGUGCAGCGGCCCACUAGAGAAAAGCAUUUUGAGCAAGAGCGCAGCGCAGCAGAUACAGCUACGGAAAGAAGGCAGCACUGAUCCUCCUGUUAAGAAAAAAAAGCCACCAGUUGUAAACAGAACCAUAUUUCAUACUAAAACUAAGCCAGUAGAAAAUCAUACGUUGGUUGCCCCCUCAGCAAGGCUAAGUGAACAAUGGGUCGUCAGCACUGGGGGGUUUGUGGAGCGAGCGUGCACGCUCGGGAGAAUCCGAUCCUUACCAAAGACUUUGCUGGAAAUGCACAUGUGCAAAAAUGUUUCAAAAUCUGAUUCUAACCUUAUCACCCAUCCACCAAAUGACAAAAAAGCAAGAAGCAACUGGAGUGAGCCAACACCAAAGCAGCAGUGCUCCAAAGGGAAUUCCGAGAGAACACCUUCCUUCACAUCAGAAUGGGAAGAGAUUGAUAAAAUCAUGAGCUCAAUAGAUGCUGGAAUUAAUACUGGACUGGGGGAGAUGAACGAUCCCACUACAAGACCCCGAUGCCCUGUCCAGACAGUGGGACAAUGGUUGGAAAAUAUUGGGCUACCUCAGUAUGAAAACCACUUGCUGGCAAAUGGAUUUGACAAUGUGCAAUUUAUGGGAAGCAACGUAAUGGAGGAUCAGGAUCUCUUGGAAAUAGGAAUCCUUAACUCUGGACACAGGCAGAGGAUACUCCAAGCAAUCCAGCUUCUCCCAAAGAUGAAGCAGAUCGGUCACGAUGGCUACAACCCCACUUCAGUAGCUGAAUGGCUGGAUUCCAUUGAACUGGGUGACUAUACCAAAUCCUUUCUAAUUAAUGGCUACACAUCGAUGGACCUUGUGAAAAAAAUCUGGGAGAUUGAAUUAAUUAAUGUCUUAAAAAUUAGCUUGAUUGGCCACCGGAAGCGUGUUCUGGCGUCUUUGGGAGACAGGCUUCACGAAGAUCCUCCUCAGAAACCACCUCGGUCAAUAACCCUCAGGGAACCCAGUGGUAACCACACUCCUCCUCAGUUGUCUCCAUCACUUAGCCAAAGCACUUUCACUACUGGUGGCUCCCUGGACGUUCCCCACAUUAUCAUGCAGGGUGAUGCAAGAAGAAGAAGAAAUGAAAACUAUUUUGAUGAUAUUCCCCGGUCCAAGCUGGAGAGGCAGAUGGCACAGGUAGGUCUGUGUGAUGGGGGCAGUUCACUUGAACAGUCCUUGGAGCAGAGACUUGGACCCAGAUCUUGUUUCUCACAGCAGUCCUCUGUCUGUGAGAUCUGGAGCAACCAGAAUGCAGGAUAUCCUUUCUCAUCGAUUCAUCAGGUUCAUAAUACAGGAGACUGGGGGGAGCCUUCAAUUACCUUACGACCUCCAAACGAAGCCACAGCAUCAACGCCUGUACAGUACUGGCAACACCAUCCAGAGAAGCUCAUCUUCCAGUCCUGCGAUUAUAAAGCAUUUUAUUUAGGUUCUAUGCUGGUAAAAGAGUUAAGAGGCACAGAGUCAACACAGGAUGCGUGUGCAAAGAUGAGGAAGUCUACGGAACAAAUGAAGAAAGUACCAACCAUUGUCCUGUCUGUCUCUUACAAGGGAGUCAAAUUUAUUGAUGCUACAAAUAAGAAUAUUAUUGCCGAGCAUGAAAUCCGCAACAUUUCCUGUGCUGCACAAGACCCUGAAGACCUUUCUACAUUUGCAUACAUCACUAAAGACUUGAAGACUAAUCACCACUACUGCCAUGUAUUCACUGCAUUUGAUGUGAAUUUAGCUUACGAAAUCAUUCUCACACUAGGACAGGCAUUUGAGGUGGCCUACCAGCUUGCACUACAAGCACGAAAAGGGGGCCAUUCUUCAACCCUCCCAGAAAGCUUUGAAAAUAAACCCUCCAAACCUAUUCCCAAACCACGCGUUAGUAUUCGGAAGUCAGUGAAUCCUCCUCCAUAAAAUUUUAAGAAAGAACGUUUCCUGAUGCCAUCAGCUGUCUCAGUAGCAAAAGACCUUCUCGGGAUCGAGCAUGGCUUGAAGGAACUAUGAUGCCCUAGAGCUUGCUGGUAGACACAGCUCUGAUCUAAACAGCAAAAAGAGGGCAACUGUGGGUACCUGGGAGUGUAGACCACUGCCCUCGCUGCUGUAGGACUUGUCGAUACAGGAUUUGUUCUGUGUUCUAUUCAUUUAAAGAAAAAUCUUCUGCUAGAAAUGGUGUGCACAGAGAUGGUAACCCAUGUUUGCGUUUGUC
Messenger RNA from Dryobates pubescens (Downy woodpecker), 4386 nucleotides. RefSeq names its product ankyrin repeat and sterile alpha motif domain containing 1B (gene ANKS1B). Gene Ontology annotation, cellular component: cytosol. The record is from RefSeq and is a predicted model, not a curated record. Gene Ontology annotation, molecular function: protein binding. Lineage: Eukaryota; Metazoa; Chordata; Aves; Piciformes; Picidae. The coding region runs from base 270 to 4094 and encodes 1274 amino acids. The transcript is spliced from 27 exons.